Messenger RNA from Pectinophora gossypiella (pink bollworm), 2328 nucleotides. RefSeq lists its product as uncharacterized. Gene Ontology annotation, biological process: peptide metabolic process; proteolysis. The coding region runs from base 84 to 2252 and encodes 722 amino acids. Gene Ontology annotation, molecular function: metalloendopeptidase activity. NCBI's taxonomy places the organism in Eukaryota, Metazoa, Arthropoda, Insecta, Lepidoptera, Gelechiidae. The record is from RefSeq and is a predicted model, not a curated record. The transcript has 2 exons.
UCAAGAUCAUAUGUGCGGUUUAUAUUUCGGAUUAUGAAAUAAAUUUAUUACUAUAAAAUAUACAAGUUUUAUCCGAAAUAAAUAUGGCUAUAUCGUUUUUUCGCACUAGUGUAAUAACGCGACAUGUGAAAAGACAGUUGUACCAGAGCAAACGUAAUUCUGGAUACGUAGUUUUGAUCCCAGAAAUAGGCGAAGAUGGAGACGCCAAUUUACUCCUAUCAGACAAUGGUUUGCCAGAAUUCAAUGAUCUUACAAUUGAAAAAUGCAUUGCUGCUAUUAGCAAACAAAGCUUGGAGUAUGAAAAUGGGGUGAGGCAAGUUGAACAGUCGGCUGCAAAAUGCAAAAAUGCAUUUAAUGAAGUCUUUCAGCCCUUAGAGAAACUUGACACCCAAUUAGAAUUAACAUGGGGCAUGGCAAAAACAUUGUACCUUGGCAACAGCUCACUGAUGCCAACCAAAAAUUACAUACAAAUUCACGAAAGAGCUCACAAGGCCCGAUCAGCUAAAUUUAACAGCAUCCCUAUCUUCCAAGCUGCUGUAGAUGAAAAGAAUCGCCUGAAAAAACUCACCGAUGAAGAGCAGAGGCUUUUAGACAAAUAUAUUCUGGAAGGCAAGUUAAACGGCCUGGAUGUUAAAGGAAUUAAAAAAGAGAGACUGGGUCUCACUUUAGCCAAAUUGCAAAAAGAAAGGCAAGUCUUCCGUGAAAAGGUAAAUGUUGCAACUAAAGUUUUCAGCAGCACAAUAGAUAAUAGCAGAUUUAUGGAAGAAUUCCCAGAGAGCCUAGCAAAGGCCAUGUCUGUAAACAAUGAUGCCACCAAGGGCCCCUGGAAGGUCACCUUACAGCCUCAUAUAUAUGAACCAUUCUUAGAAUAUUGUCCAGAUAGAAAUCUACGCUGGAAUGUCUGGCAAGCAUACAUGCAGAGAUGUUCAGGAUAUGGCAACAAAGACUUUGAAACAAGCACACAUUUGGAAAAGAUUCGCACAUUGAGACAGGACCAAGCUAAAGCUCUAGGUUUUGACACAUUUGUUGAUAUGAGCAUGGAGACAAAAAUGGCAGGGUCGAUGGAGAAUGUAACUAACAUCCUUGAUAGCUUACUUGAAAGUGCCAGACCCAUGCAAGAUGUUGAAAUAGAUGUCCUACAAGAAUUUGCUGCAGAAAGAGGCUUUGAUACAAAACUAGAACACUGGGACGUCCCUUACUGGCAAAGGAAGCAAAAAUGGUCAUUGUACAAUUUUGACGAAAACAAAAUUCGUGAAUACUUCCCCCUGCCCAAGGUAAUAAACAGUCUUUUCAACUUGUGUAGUUCUCUAUUUAAAGUACAAAUAGUUGAAAGAAGUAAUGUUCAUACAUGGCACAAAGAUGUGAAGUUUUAUGACGUAUUUGACGACUCGAGUAACAGACCAUUGGCUGGAUUCUACCUGGACCCUUACGCGCGACAAGACGAGAAGAUACGGGUGUAUGAUGAUGCCGGCUGGCAUAUAUCAAUUAGAAACAAAUGCACUUCAACAGCAGUUCAGCCCUUGUCUGCAUUAAUCUUCAACUUCCAACCUCCAGUUGAUGGAGUCAACUCUUUGCUGACAUUCACUGAAGUCAGAAACCUGUUCAAUAGAUUUGGACAUUCACUCCGCCAUUUGUUAACCAAAGCUAAUUAUUCUGAAGUGGCCGGUCUGUCCAAUGUUGAGUGGGAUGCGGCAGAAGUUUGUGGACAUGUCAUGGUACAUUGGCUCCACGAUCCUCAUACAAUACGGGCAAUCAGUGGCCAUUACAAGACAGAUGAAUCUCUGCCAGAUGAUAUCAUGAACAACUUGAAGAAUGUCAGACAGCACAUGGCUGGCUAUAAUUUAUGCAAAGAACUGUAUCUCUCUCGACUGGAUUUCGAACUGCACUCGAAAAAGACCUUUUGGCGGGACAUAGUGCGCGACAUGUGGCCGAAAUACCACACCCUGCCGUUUUACAAAUUUGAUUCACAUCCAUUGUCAUUUACUAAAAUCUUCUCUGAAGAGUGGGCGGCGGCAUAUUAUUGUCACUUGUGGUCGAAAAUGAUUGCAGCUGACAUCUACAGUGCGUUUGAGGAAGCAAGAGAGGGAGACCAAGACAUUCUAGCUGUUGGCAAGAGGUACAAAGACACCUUUUUAGCUUAUGGAGGAGCGUGCCACCCGAGUGAAGUCUUCAGAAGGUUCCGCGGACGAGAUCCUUCACCCCAGGCCCUGUUGAACAAUCUUGGCCUCUCCAAAAAACUUCUAGAAGAAUAAAACAACAUUGGUUUAAUUAUUAGAAAUGUAUUAUAAUUUUAUUCCUAUUACGAUUAUAAAUGUUUCUGUUACACAA